Molecule: messenger RNA, 933 nt
Organism: Marasmius oreades (fairy-ring Marasmius)
Lineage: Eukaryota; Fungi; Basidiomycota; Agaricomycetes; Agaricales; Marasmiaceae
Exons: 2
Coding region: 1-933 (310 amino acids)
Source: RefSeq, a predicted model, not a curated record
AUGCCAUCCAAUGUCUGGUGCACACAUUGCAGUGAAUAUGUCACUAGGAAGCGUGCGCGUGAACAUCGAAACUUGAUGUAUUCACCUUAUUCACAUACUGCUAGCACUGUCAUACCUUCGACACAAUUUCCACCGCACACUUCUGUUCCAGAACCUAUUUUACCUCCACCUGAACAAUCAUUCCUUGACGAUGACGAGCCUCUGAAUGAGAUUGCCGGGCCCAGACCUUUCAAACUGUCCACUGGAGAGCCGAUGAAUCCAGUACUUCGGGCUCGAGUUGAGGAUGCCGAUUCAGAUGAUGGGGAUGAGAUGGAUUGUGACGAUUGGCGAGAGUUAGAUCCAGCAGAUGCUGAGAGGCUAGAUGAGGAAGAUAUGUUUGCCUGGGAACAAUUUCAACAGCAAUACUGUGUUCAGCAUGCUGGCCUGACUUUUGAAGACAACAUGAGGCUUGAAUAUGAGUGGAAUGCUACCAACACUACUCUUGGGGAAUAUGAUGUUGCUAUCUGUCGUGCAUUUGCAUUCAAAGUUACAGAGCAUAUCACUGAUAAAGCUUUUGAAAAAGUUCCGUUUGCAUUCCCUCGUGGCCCAGAACAGACACCGCUACCCAAACUGGAUAGUUUGAACAGCCGAAUAAAGCUGCUUGCCAGGAUUUACCCCCAAUUGUAUGAUAUGUGUCCGCAAUCAUGCUGCUGCUAUGCUGGUGCUUAUGAAAAACUUGAUAAAUGUCCGUUCUGUGAGGAGCCUUGUUUCCGGAGUGAUAGGUGUGCUCGCAAACAUUUUACAUAUAUCCCCCUCAUUCCCCGACUCAAAGCCUUUGCUCGAAGUGAACCCAUGGCCACCAAGAUGCGCUAUCAUGGUCACGAACACCAACAUGUACCUGGAAUGUCGUCAGAUAUAUUUGAUGGCAAAUCCUAUCGCCGUCUUCUUCAAUGA